CUCCCUUGAUUGGCGGCCAUGCCGACCGCCACGUCGCACCUGACGAACGCGACGACACCUACGAGCCGUUACACCCCGGGUAACGGUUCGGCGUACGCUCAGACCCCUUAUGUCAAUGGACGCAACUACCCUGUGGCGCCGCACCCGACGCCGGCGACCGAGACGCGGGAUAGGAUGCUGCCUAAAGAGCUCAGGCCACCGGUGUUGAACCCGUACGAUGCGUUCUCGGCGGACGAGUUUGAUCAGUGGAUUGGCGGGAUCACGAGCGCGCUGAGGAGGGCUUUGGGCCGGGAGGACGAGAUCGAGGUCGAGCCGGAACCACGCGAGGAGAGCGGCGUACUGCCGGAGGAAGAGGCUGCGACGGAUGGGGAAAGCCAGGAGGAAGAGGAAGGAGUGUUGGAGGAUUCGUUUGCGGAGUGGAAGGAGAGGAAGGCAGCGAGGACCGCGGGGCGUGGACCUGAGGAGGCUGAUGCACUCGAUGCUUCUGGAGCGAAGGAGCAGCCCAUUGAGAUCUUGUCGGACGACGAAGACGACGACGCGGAAGACGAUGAGGAAGACGAGGAAGAUGGGGACGAGGAAGGAUAUGAAGAAGACGAGGAUUAUGCCGAAGAGGAAGGAGCAGUGGAUGGAGUGGCACACGCUCGUGUCGACGCCAGCGACGAGGAUGUGGGCGUCUAUGAAGACGAUGAAUAUGACGAUCAGGAUGAGGAGGACGAGGAGGCGCCAAAAGUCAACGGUGCAGGAGCUGAGGACGUCGAUGGGUUUGUCUCCGAAGAGGAUGCGGUCUCUACACGGGCACACGAGGAUGAAUUCGAUGAGGAUGAAUUAGAAGAGGACGACGAAGAGGAGGAGGAAUAUGACGACGAGGAGUAUGAACGUCAGGAACAUUACGACGAGGAACCUCUCGGCGACAGCGAUGAGGAGAACGCAGUUACUGGUGAACGGGGUGACGACGUUAUCUCUAUCGUCGACGUGGAUGAGGACGACGAGGGGCAUCCAGAGGAGGAUCAAGAUGCUCCUGCCGCCCCAACUUCCGCUUCAGUAGCGCAACCAAUAGAACUUCCAGAUCCAUGGACAGGCCCACGGAUGUACGCCGAAGACUUCUACUCCAGCGGCGACCUUCGAGACAACGAUAUAGCCGGCGCUACCCCUUCACACCUUACCCCGAGACGAGAGGACGACGGCUUGGAGUAUCUAGACGUCGGGGAGGACGAAGCGAUCCCUGAGAUCUCCGUCGUCGAACCGGACCUUGCGGACGACCUCUUUGACGAGCCUCCCGUCGUGGACGUCGAAAAAGCCAUUCUUACCCCAGGCGUCCUGUCCGACCUCGAGCCCGCGACUCCACAAUCUGUCUCCGACGCCGAGCUCGCCCCUACGCUCUCCGAUGCCGAGUUGGCCCUCAACCCCGACACCACCGCCACCCUCUUCCCCGAAAUCUUGAGCGCAUCCGCCGACUCCUCGCCGCCACCUCCACUUUCUCAGGGCAUCGACGAACUCGAGCCCGCCGCCGCGCACUCGCACUACCAGGACCCGCCCUCGCCCGGGAUGCAGCUCGCGGACCCGUGGGUGGACGUGGACACGUUCGCGGAGGACUUUUACGCCGCCGGCGACUUUCGUCCUCCGCCCGGUGGAGAUGCGUCGAUGCUCGAGGCGGCGAAGCACGGCGUGUUCGUGCCCGCGCCGUCGCCUCCCCCAGCUGUACGCGUGGUCGCGGAAGCGAAUGACGUCGCGAUGCAAGAAGCUGUCGAGAUCCGCCGCGAGAUGGAGCGCGGAGAGGCUGCAAGCGAGGACCGCGGCGUGCGGGCGACGACUCCUGCUCGCGAAGACCGCCACGAACGCGCGACGACUCCAAUGCGCGAGGAUAUCGGCAAUCGCGCGAGCACGCCCGCGCGCGAACCGCCGCCCCACCUUCUCCCCACCUCCACUUCUUUCGCCGCCGCGCCGAGGUCCCCGACGCCGACGCCGACGCGCAUGUCGAUCUCCCCCCGAGCCUCGUCCAGCGGCGCCCUCCUGCGCGCGCACGAGCGCUCGGCGUCGCCGCUGCAGGUCGCGCCGAAUGGGCAUGUGAAUUGGACCAAUCCGCCUGCCUUUCCGCGAGGCAGGAGCCCGAGGGUGGAGCCGAAGCGACUGCCGCUGUUGGCGGAGGAGACGAGGGAGAGUCCAGAUACGACCGCGAAUGAGGUGCAGCAGGUUAUUCAGCGGAGCGAGGAGGCUGAAAAGGCCGCGGCUGAAGAGCAGAGCGAGCCUGCCUCUGAGCUCACAUCGGCGCCUAUAUCGACGUCUGAGCAGGCCAUCGAGGAGACUGUCCAAAACCUCGACUCUAAGGAAAAGGCGGAACAUGCUCCGACUGGACAAGAACCCGAGCAACAAGCACAAACACCUCACGCCGCGGAGGAAGUCGUGGACGCUGAUGACGACGCGAUGGAUGUCGAUGAACCAGCCGCGGCCGACGAGUCUGCAUCCCCAGCCAUUCCCGAAUCCAUCGAGACCCCGGACGUCUCCGAACCUGCGGUGUUUUUCGAGGCUGAGGGGGCAGGCGAGGACGAGGCCGAUAUCCCAGGCCUCAGCUCUCCCGCGAUGUCCAAGGACAGCGUACACUCCACCUUUGGCACUCUGCCGUCCACCCCGGCUGUCGAAGAAGGUCCCUCAAUGUCUGAUACGGCGCAGAAGGACGAUGUCGCGAGGGAGCUCGAGGAUAGUUCCGCGACGAUGCAGGCGUUCUUUGACUCCGAAGCGGCGGGCAGCGUGAUGGAGGACAUGGUGGACACCGCGUUACGGGAGAUGCAGGAUCGCGAGGAAAAGGAGACGUUCGACGCUGUCGUCGAGUCUGCCGUGGAGGAGCUCGCCUAUGAGGUAGAAGAACCGGGUGAACAUCUCGAUGGGUAUGUUCGGAGAGGAUCAAGUGUCCUCACGGUUCCAGGAGGCUCUGGGCCCGAGUUCGUGAAAAUUGACUACCAGGUGGAGGAGACUGGCUUGGUAUCCGGAGACGAGGACGAGGAGGUGGAUGAACUCCCAGAUGAACUGGAAACUGCGCAGGCCGCCGAAGACGACUACACGAGCCGUCUCCAGUCACGGGAGAGCAGCAUCGCAUCUUCAUCUGCUGAAGCCGAGGCGAACAGUGCAACCCCCACCCCGGAAGAAGCCGAGGCGAACAGGGCAACACCUACCCCUCAGGUUCCAACCCCUAUCACAUUGGCGGAGGAACAUGGCGAAAUAAGUGCUGACAUGCCUGCCGGUGAGAGUGUCUCCACAGCUCCAGCCGCACCAGAGGAGGAGAUUCCAGGGCUAUUCAUGACCCAGGCUUCGACGGCGCUCUCGGGACCGCAAGCACAUGAGGAUAAGCCUCCUCAAGGGAUAUCCAGCGCCCAGUCAUCCAUAUCCUCCGAUGCCCAGACUGAGGAUAGCAGGUCUCCUGUCGUCACCACGACGAACCUGGAGGUGAUGGCGGAGCCUGCGACCCCGGGCCCGGCCGGGGAGCUCUUCCAGGACUUGGAGGCAACAGUACGCGAGGUCGACACUGCCCGCCUUCCCGACAUUGACAUUGCCAUGCCCGUCAUGACGGACAUCGGACAGGGCUAUCUGACCCCGCAAUUCGAGAUGACAUCCACCCCCUUCGCGUCCUAUACCCCCUCUGCGUCGCAUGAGGAUUCGGAGUCGCCUCCCGGUCUAACGCCUGUUCGUCCCGCGUUGGUGAGGCAGCCCACGCCCGUUUCACUGCAGCUGUCUAUGUCCGCCUUGCGGUCACUGGGAAGUACAGCGCCAUCACCAGUGGUACCGGACGUUCAGGUUGAAGCCCCUGUCGACGACGCGGAGGACAAUUUCGGAGGGCAGGACAUGGAUAUGUCACCUGUUUCUAUCAAUGAGCAGGCAACAGAACUCAACGUACCGGAGCCUCCGGUCUUGUCGUUAUCUGCAUCGUCCGACGACACGCCGCCUGGUUUGGCUACAUUGUCUGCGAAUCCAGACAUUGUCCAGGAGGAUUCGAGCGUGCGCGUGUGCGAUCGGUGUGGAGGGAAUGGUCAUGAGAGCGGAACUUGCACGCAAAGCAACAACGAACCGCCAAGUAUCGUCGGGAGCCCGGCCAAAAAGUGCUUCUCUUGCGGUGGAACGGGCCAUACCACCCGCGAUUGCAUCCAGUGCUUCGAAUGCGGUCAAACGGGUCAUCUUACCAUGAAGUGUCCCCAGCGGCAGAAGCGGCAGAUUCCCCAUUCCCCGCUGAAGCAGGAAGCGACUGCGAAGGCCGAGUCAAAGGUGGAGGCGCCCGAAGAGUCCACGCCUACAGUAGAGGAAUCUCAGACCCAAGCAACGGUUUCUGCCGAGCUAGCGGAUACUCAGCCCGAACUGCGUUCACCGACAGCGGAGGGUGAAGCUGUGAAUGCCGACUCCCAGGAGGACAGAUCGUUCGAGGAGGACCUUGUGGUGGCAUCCUUGCUGGAAGGACAGGAAGCCGAGGCUGAUGAACUCGAAGAAGCUACACUGCAGUACCCCGACUCUGAGCCAGGGGCUACUGAGAACAUUGUGCCAGCGGAUUCCGUGACGGCAGAGCUGGGCGAUGAGGUGGAUGCAGAAGGCGAGAUUGACGAAGAAUAUUAUUCCGGCCUUGGGACACCGUGGACUGAGAUAUCCCCGACCCAGUCGACAGCUCCAGAGGAGGAAGACCCAUUCAAGCUCACGGGCUCCGACAGCACAGUUGCUCCCGGCUCUAUGAAGGAUGAUAACACUCCGUCAACUGAAAAGGUUGAGGCGUCUUCCAUAAAAUCCUCAGCCGCCACCGAGGAUGAUAAGUCUGGGGAUACCAUCACCAAACAGCAUGAUACCCGGUCGAGCUCGACACCGGCGGACCCCGGCAAGGCAGAUGCGGCUGGAGAACAGCUGGCUCACAAAUCGUCGAACGGGGCUGCUGCCAAGCCAAUCGCGGAGAUUCGGACCGCCGCUAACCCACCGGUUGACGACCAGGCUCCUCCUCGGUAUCGCAAGGGAUCCCGUUCGAGGUAUGAAUCUGAACGGAAGAAAGCCUCGAAGGAGAACACUACCACUAAAGCUCGCAACCCUCCGCCGCUGAAAACGUACUCGCGCAAAGACAAGGGCAAGGCGACGGAACCGGAAUCAGUCGCAGAACCCGCGCCCUCUAAAAAGCGACCGCGUCUUGAGAUGGAGGCAGUCGCACCAACACCGGUCGAAGAGAGUGCUAGACAAAACCGAGCAGCUUCUGAGACUGCACACUCCGAAGCAUCCGGAAGUGCUUCCACGUCAGCUACCUCCGGGCCCUCCCCCUCCUUCACUCAUGACGUUAGCUGGACCAACGCUUCUCCUGUUACCCCUCCUCCCAAUUUCAUAGGCGGCAUUUUACGUCAUCAACACCAUGCCCCAGCUCGCACUACAACCCUACAAACUUAUAGUCGCAAACCCCCUAUUACUACAUAUACCUCGAAAGCGAAACAGGCGGAAACGCAGGCUCAGAGUGGACCGCAACCACCAACCCAAGCUCCUCCCCCCUCCUCUCAGGCAAACCCACAAUCGGCUGGACCACUCAGUGCGACGCAAUCCAUUCCCAGCAUGUCGCGAAGUUCCUCGAUACAAGGGAGCCCGUCCAGGCCGAGAGGCGUGCGGAAGACGGCAUCAUUGGACGUCAGCUCCCCGCGUACAACCCGAUCGAAUUGCAGGUAUCACAAGAUCAGCAUCCCAAAAACCGAGGAUGGCCCUCGGAUAUGCUUCCUAGUCCCUGGUUGCUCGCUUGCUAACCAUGAAUUCAUGGAGGAAGAGGAGAUCGAAGAUUUAGGCGAACCUGAACCCGCUGAUCAAGAACGGAUGGUAAACGACAUUGAAAGCCUCGACAUAUCUGCUUAUCUCGUGCACGUACUGCGGAUCCUGCUUGGUGUCGAUAUGCUGCAGGAGCACGAUAUCUUUUACGUGCCAGAGCCUGGCGAAAUGGUCCGGAGGCGAAGGGAACGUCCACGCGAAAACAAGUUCGUUCUGUUCAACCCGGAGCGCCCGCAGCAUCUAUAUUCGAGCAAACGGAAAAGACAGAAGUCCGCAUCAAUUUCGUCGCUGUCGGAACUUGACGAGCUGAGCGACGGCACUUCUGGCACCCAUGGGACCGAGAACUCGAUGCCUGCUCAGACCGGCGGCCAACAGUCCAAGGGACCGCUCAGGCUACAUGCUGCGACCUCGCGUUCGCACCCCGCACGAUCCACAGAGACUGAUUCGACCGCCGCGGACCAGGAUGCCAGCGUUCAAUCUCAACCUUCUCCAACCUCACCUACGGAGUCGGCUUCCGCUGCGCCUUCACGGAGUGGUGGAUCAUCGGUCAAGAUGACGUCUACCGCAUCCAAGGUAAGGCGUACGAAACGCCUCAGCAUGGACGCUGCGGCAUACGCUCCGCGCGAGUCCUCCCCACUAUCGGAAAUAUCGGAAUCUUCCGACGUUCGCCCUCAACCUCGUCGAACAAAAGGGCAGAAGGGCGGGGCUAAAAAAGUGAACGAGUCGACAACGGGGCAGGCCGAAGCCCGUGGAAGCGGCGCUAAACGCCCGCGUGGGGAUGACGGUGAGGAUACGCGAACUGCUCCAAAGAAACGGAAGACCGCGGGAGGGUCAAAGGGUUGAGUUUGUACCGCCAAACCUUCGAGUCCCGAUCACCAGCAGUUAAUCUGUACCUAUUCAUAUUGUACGAAUC
Molecule: messenger RNA, 6673 nt
Organism: Punctularia strigosozonata HHB-11173 SS5
Lineage: Eukaryota; Fungi; Basidiomycota; Agaricomycetes; Corticiales; Punctulariaceae
Exons: 7
Coding region: 19-6603 (2194 amino acids)
Biological process (GO): activation of innate immune response
Molecular function (GO): double-stranded DNA binding; RNA binding; zinc ion binding
Source: RefSeq, a predicted model, not a curated record